Molecule: messenger RNA, 1752 nt
Organism: Suncus etruscus (white-toothed pygmy shrew)
Lineage: Eukaryota; Metazoa; Chordata; Mammalia; Eulipotyphla; Soricidae
Gene: CYGB
Product: cytoglobin
Exons: 4
Coding region: 163-711 (182 amino acids)
Biological process (GO): oxygen transport
Molecular function (GO): heme binding; iron ion binding; oxygen binding
Source: RefSeq, a predicted model, not a curated record
ACGCGCGCACAAUCACACCCCGGGCGCGCACAGCCAGACACGCCACGCGCCGGCCCUUGGCGCGCCCCAGCCCUGCCCGCCGCGCACGCAGCCGGCCCCGCGCCCCGCGCCCCGCACCGCCCGGCCCGGCCCAGCCCAGCCCGGUCCAGCCCGGAGCAGCUCAUGGAGAAAGUGCCCGGAGAGAUGGAGGAGCUGUCCGAGGCGGAGAGGAAGGCGGUGCAAGCGACGUGGGCCCGGCUCUAUGCCAACCGCGAGGACGUGGGGGUGGCCAUCCUGGUGAGGUUCUUUGUGAACUUCCCGUCGGCCAAGCAGUACUUCAGCCAGUUCGAGCACAUGGAGGCACCCCUCGAGAUGGAGCGCAGCCCCCAGCUGCGGAAGCACGCGUGCCGGGUCAUGGGCGCCCUCAACACGGUGGUAGAGAAUUUGCACGACCCCGAGAAGGUCUCGGCCGUGCUGGCGCUGGUGGGCAAGGCACAUGCGCUCAAGCACAAGGUGGAGCCCGUGUACUUCAAGAUCCUCUCUGGGGUCAUUCUGGACGUGAUCGCCGAGGAGUUUGCCAACGACUUCCCGGCCGAGACGCAGCGCGCGUGGGCCAAGCUGCGUGGUCUCAUAUGCAGCCAUGUGACGGCCGCCUACAAGGAAGUGGGCUGGGUGCAGCAGGUCCCCGGCGUGGCCACCCCCCCUGCCACGCUGCCUGCCUCGGGCCCGUAGGACGCCCCUCUCCUCCCCACCCUGCAGCACCACGAGCAGCAGGUCACUGUUUCUGGGUGCCGAGGACAGUGGAGGAGCCCGACUCGCUGUGGCCGCAGCCCCCCGGAAGCCGCCGGGAGGUGGCAGUGGAGCCUGGAUGGUCACCCGGCCUGGGUGGCCUGUGGGGCGGGGAACCCCCUUCUUAGCUUUUCUACACACCGUUAGAGACUUAGCUGAGUGGCCGGCAGAACGGGGCGGGUCUGGGGGCCCCCUAGAGUGACAGCCCUGUCCCCCACUGCCUGGCCCGCAUGCCCCUCCGAACCCUCAGCCAGCUAGUCUAGAUCCAAGCUAUAUCGUCUAUACGUGCAUAAUCCUCAGCACCCGCCAGUCCCCCCACACCCUUACAAGGGCGCUGCUCCCACAUCUGAGCAGGGAACAGGCCGUGUCUGGGGGCCCCACAUGAGCACUGAGAAGAUCAGGGCAUCUGGGCAGGGCUGGGUCCCCCAGCUUAGCAGCCCAGCCCGACCCUUUCUCGGACCAACUCCUCACUUCCUGUCUUCCCAAACCCAAAGGACCUGACUUCUAGCUCAGAGAGUUCCUGCCAGGGCCCCAAGUGGGCCAGGACAGAUGGGGGAGGGGGUGAAUUUCAGACAAGGGGGCCAGGAUGGAGAGGGAGGGGCAAGAUGGAUAGAGAGAGAAAGUCAUAUGAGGGCCAGGAUGGACAGAGAGACCAGACAGCCAAGAGGGACAGAGAGGCCAGGACCAGAGCCAGAAUGGACAGGGAGGGGCAGGAUGGAACAAGAGAGGUCAGACAAGGGCCAGGAUGGACAGAGAGAUCAGACAGCCAGGACUGACAGACAGAGGACAGGACAUGACAGAUGGGGGGCCAGGGCAUGCACUUCUGGGCGGAUGCUACAGGAGGGGACAAAGUCUGGCCUCCCAUCCCAGCUGCCUUGGCCCAGAGACACCCCUGGAUGCAUAGAUGAGGUCCAGGCUGCAGUGAAAGGGGGAAUCCCUCCUGUUCCUGGAUUUUGUGGGGUGCAGGGAAGACAUACUGGCCAG